UCAAGAUUGUUUUUUUCGACUAAAAAGAUUCAACAUUUAUUAAGAAAAUAAAACAAACAAAAAUAUAUAAUUGGUACGCAACAACAUUUUUUGGCGGUUCACGGCGGGGUGAAAAGGUGGUUUAAACGGCGUUAAAAAAAAAAAAACCUCUUCUUCUGCGUCGCGUUGUCUCCGGCUCAAAUUUGCUCAGUUUGUUAGGUUAAGCUUGGAUGACAGAGACACUUUGACUUUCUCUUACGAUGAGUACACGACGAUAUGGCAUUUCCAGACAUCAGCGGGUUGACAACUCCCGUGGUGAAGGAGGGCCGAACUGGAUCUUAAUUGCUGGGGGAGCCUUGUUGAGCACAUUGUCUAUACGCUUUGGGUACAAGUUAAAGCAGUCUGUUGACUCUAAACCUCAUCCGGAUGCUACUGCUGGAUUAAAACCCAAUGAAACAUCUGAUAGAGGAAAAUCUCGAGGAUGCUGUUUGCAUUCUGGCUCAUCUUCUUGUGAAAGGAAUAAGGAUUGUUGCUUCCACACCAGUCCAGGAACUGAGAAUGUAGAGGGAGAGCAAAUGGUGGCUCCCAGUGAUUCGCUGCCUCUUGUGACAGUUCCUGCUCCAUCAUACAUCAAAGAGAAUGGAGUCGGGUGGGCUGAUCACAUGAAAUCAUACAAUCAUCAGUCGACCUGCUCAGAUUCUCCUUGCGUAUCUGAAUCAGGGUCAGACAUAUUCAGCAAGCGAGAAGUUAUACAGAAACUGAGGCAACAGCUAAAGAGACGAGACGACAUGAUACUUGAAAUGCAGGAACAGAUUAUAGAUCUCCAAAACUCGCUUAACUCGCAGAUGUCACACUCUAGCCAUCUCCAAGCUCAGCUAGACGCAACAAACAGGGAUCUGUAUGAAUCAGAGAGAGAAGUUCAGAGACUGAGAAAGGCAAUCGCUGAUCACUGCGUGGGACAGGCAGGUAGCAACGGCUGGAACGGGGAAACGAACGGGUUUAUGGACAGCGAAAGCAACUACGAGUCGCCGGGAAAGGGGUCAAAGGAUGGAGAGAGAAUAGAUAUGUUGAGGAAGGAAGUGGGUGAGCUUAAAGAGGUGAUAGAUGGGAAAGAGUAUCUACUUAGAAGCUAUAAGGAACAGAAGAUUGAGCUUUCAGAGAAGUUGAGAGAGCUGCAGAAGAGAUUGGACUCGCAGCUCCCAAACAUUUUGUAGGUUGGAAAGUUUAGGCAUUGUGCAUUCUUUACUAUCUUUUCUUCUCUAGGAGAAGCAACAAAACAUGAAUCAUUGCUCUCUCUCUGGGAAAACAACCUCUUCUGAAUACAAUUUGUUUUGGUGUAUAAGCUUCGGCUUUGAAUGCCUUGAUGUCUCA
This is a messenger RNA of Brassica oleracea var. oleracea, 1350 nucleotides long. RefSeq lists its product as uncharacterized. The coding region runs from base 240 to 1193 and encodes 317 amino acids. The record is from RefSeq and is a predicted model, not a curated record. NCBI's taxonomy places the organism in Eukaryota, Viridiplantae, Streptophyta, Magnoliopsida, Brassicales, Brassicaceae. The transcript is spliced from 4 exons.